Molecule: messenger RNA, 270 nt
Organism: Macrosiphum euphorbiae (potato aphid)
Lineage: Eukaryota; Metazoa; Arthropoda; Insecta; Hemiptera; Aphididae
Source: the annotation of a GenBank genome assembly
AUGGAAAUAAUAGACCUACAGGAAGAUGUUUCCUUGAAGCAGUACAGAAGUGCGUCAACUGAAGAAUUCUGGGCUAAAGACGCCAUUGACAAGUAUUCAAACUGUAAGCAACUGGCAAUCAACUUGGCUACGAUGUUUGGUUCGACAUACAUUUGUGAGGCAUCAUUUUCAAAAAUUAAUUUUUUGAAAAACAAGUAUCGGACAAAAUUAACAGACCUUCCCGAUUUCAAAAAGCUGGCUAAGAAAAAGAAAUGCAAUUUUUCGCAUUAA